This is a messenger RNA of Bursaphelenchus xylophilus (pine wood nematode), 2821 nucleotides long. Lineage: Eukaryota; Metazoa; Nematoda; Chromadorea; Rhabditida; Aphelenchoididae. The record is from the annotation of a GenBank genome assembly.
AUGGAACAACUGGACACAGCUCGUCAACACGUAGAGGUCGGACGGUAUCAGUUGGCUUUCAAUGCCUACAAGACAUCUUUAAUUGCCUUGAAAGAAGAGUUAAAGCAGGACUCAGAUGGAGAAAGAACUAAACAGUUGAUUGAAGUAGGUCUAGCAUUUGUGAUAUUGCUGAGUUUUGUUUUUAGCUAGUCCGGAUAGUGGAAAAGGAAUAUGAAACACUUCAAAUGCUGAUUAAUGAAUCUAAGAACAUUCCUAUGUUGCCCCAGACUCCAGAAACCCCUUCAGAUCCUAUGGUGUGGGCGACACCAAAGCCGAACAAGAUAACGAUGUCCCGCAUUACUAAACCUCCAGUUCCAACACAAAAGAAAGCAACCGGUACAAGGUCUGCCCCUCGAAAAACCUAUGGGUCCACUUCAUCCGCUCCAAAAUCUAUCAACGACACUCCAAAGGCGGGUAUUCGACGAAUAAACUCCCAACCUCGGUUGGCUGAUGUAUCCUACAAUUCUGUGCUUACCGAGAAUAAGGAUAGCGAUGUAGAGAAUGGAGAGAAAGUAUUCGAUUCUAGCAUGUACGAUCGAGAGUUGGUACAGUUGGUUGAGAGAAGUGUUAUCCAAAGAAAUCCGAAUGUUACUUGGAAUGAUAUCUCCGGUCUCGAAAACACGAAGAAAACACUAACGGAAGCCGCUUUAUUGCCUCAGAUAUUUCCUACAUACUUCAAGGUAAAUACAUACAAUUAUUUAUUUGAUGUUUUAGGGAAUCCGCCGUCCAUGGAAAGGAGUUUGUCUGUUUGGACCUCCGGGAACAGGAAAGACUAUGUUGGCAAAAGCUGUGGCCACCGAAUGUAAAUCCACUUUCUUUGCCGUGUCGGCUUCUACUUUCGCGUCAAAAUGGCGCGGAGAUGGCGAGAAACUUGUACGAUUGCUAUUUGAGAUGGUAUGUGUACUAAUGGGUGACUAUACGUAUGGGUUGGGCUUUUACGAGUCAGAACGUACGAAGUAGCCUUUACGGGUUAGAACGUACGGAGUCGGGGCGCCUACGGGAAAAGCUAAAUACCGGGGUUCCGGGUCCCGGGGGAAUAAAUAAUUAUAAAAAUAUCUUAUAAAAUACUAGAAAUGGUUGAAAAGAAGGUAGUUCCGCACGCUGAAUCCGAAAAUAAUUGUGACCGUUUUUGUCCCCAGGCCGGUUUUGAAACUAAAGACGGGUUUGUCCUUUGAACGUUCUUGUCUUCAGACCGAUUUUUUCCCCAAGUCGAUUGUGGCUGGGCACAUUGCGCAUCGCUCUUCGUUGAUCGUGCUUAUCUCCUGGGGCUGCCUGCUCUUCCACGUUGGCUCGAGAAUUUUAAAAGAAAAAAGCAGACUGAAUGCGCCUUACUUUUUUCCAUCCAUAGUUGCAAUACCAUUUUUCACAAGUAUCUCUCCAAAAAGUAGAAUUUUCUCAAAAGUUUUCUUUUCGGAUUUCUUAUUUGUAAAUAUGAGUAAAUAACAGAUUUUAUAAGAAAAGCAAAGUGGGUUCCGCUUUUUUAACUUAUAGGAAAAAAUUCAAAAAGUCCCAUUUUUACUCUACUCCGUAAAAGAAAAAUGUAAAAAUCAAAAAAUGGAUAACAUUUUCGAAAUUAAGAGCAGUAAAUUUCUUCAGAUGAUACUGCUAAGCUUAUUUUGUCUUUUUUCCGGUUCGGGAAAGAAGUUUCACUAUUCCGUUAUUCCGGAAGUGUAUAAAAGUGAGGACAAAAACGUCACAAACGCCAAAAAUCACAGUAAUUUUCGCCGUAUUCUUUUCCCCGUAUGUUCAGCCGCGUAAGGGCUCACCUCGUACGGGCAUGUUUCCUUAUAAUGCAGAUUGAUACGAUAUCAUUAGGCUCGUUUCCAUGCUCCCUCAACAAUUUUCAUCGAUGAAUUGGACACGCUUUGUUCAAAAAGAGGUUCCGAUAGUGAACACGAAGCCUCCAAACGUAUGAAGGGAGAGCUUCUCGUUCAAAUCGAUGGUAAGUUGUUGUCAAUUAAAUUGGUUGUAUCCGAAGAGAGCAUCUGGGGAAGAGUGAACGUUGAGGAAAAAAGAUAUGGCAAGGGGAGGCCAAGACGGAUUUUGAACAAAAUUGCUACCAAAAGAAAACUUUAUAAUUUAUCUUCAACAUUGAUUUUUUUGAGGUAUAGCCAAAAUUUCUUUGUUAAAAAACGCACCUUCGGGUCCCGUUUUAUUUAUAUUAUAAUUUAAAAAAUUCGUUUUGAUCCCAUCUUACCAUGUCAUUUUUUUUGGCAAACCAAAAAAAUAAUUCUUAACAAAACGGCCUUGGUGCCCUCUGCGCCUAGAUGCCCUCUUCGUUAGGUGCCUUCUUCGGGCCAAAUCAAUUGAAUUUAUUUAUUACUUAGGUAUGGGUGACGAAGAUGAUCGUUCAGUGCUUUUGUUGGCUGCAACUAAUUGUCCGUGGGAAUUAGAUGAGGCUUUCAGAAGACGACUGGAGAAGAGGAUAUAUGUUGGAUUACCAGAUAAGGCUACUCGAUUAAUACUUUUGAAGAAUUGUCUGUGCAAUGUCAAAUUGGGGGAAGAUGUGAAAUUGGAUGAGUUGGCAGCGAAGACUGAAGGGUAUUCUGGAGCUGAUAUUACCAAUCUUUGCCGAGAUGCUGCUCUCCAACCGAUGAGGGAAUGUCUGGAUAACCUUGAGGAUUAUAAAGCUGCAGGAGAACAGUUAUCUGCCAGUUUUUUGGAGGAAAAGCCAAUUAAAAUGUCCCAUUUUAACAGCGCUAUGAAGCGGGUAAAGUCGUCUUGUAGUCCGGAUACUAUCAAGAAGUACAAAGAAUGGGAGAGAUUGUUUGGAGCUGUCUAA